UCUUUACUUAAACUUGAAUCAGGAGCGGAGCAGCAAAGUUUUCAGAGCCAGGACGGCGUUGCCUAGCAGCUGCGGGAGGACUCUGACCACUUCACGUUCGCUUUUUUACCGGACUUUCCCCUCUCCUCCUUCUAUCAUCUGAAAUUUUGAAAGUCUCGAUACCAAACAUGUCCUUCACGGUGACACUGAAGGGACCCUCUCCAUGGGGUUUUCGCCUGGUGGGAGGACGGGAUUUUAGCACACCGUUAACCAUCUCCAGGAUAACAUCUGGCAGCAAGGCGGCCCAGGGUGACCUGUGUCCGGGUGACACCAUUUUGGCCAUCAAUGGGGACAGCACAGAGUUCAUGACACAUAUGGAGGCUCAGAACAAGAUCAAAACAUGCACUCAGGAGCUCACACUCAUCAUCAGCAGGUCGGGAUCUGGAGAGAGAGUGUGGUCACCAACUGUCAGCGAAGAUGGAAAGAUAAGUCCGUUCGCCGAGCCUGAUGCACAGAAUUUCCGUCCCAUCAGCAGCAGUUCUGGCAGCUACGGACGUAAACCUUCGUACACCUCUGAUCCACAGUCCCCUCUCACUCCUCAGCCCACUCACCUGAACAAUGGACACACCAGACCCAACAACGGCCACAGCUAUGGAUAUGGGAACGGAACUGGGCAUGCUCAGUACAACAACCCAGCAGGGCUUUAUGCUCACAAUGGCAGCAACGGGGACAGAUCCCUGCCAGGCAAGAUGGGGGGUCUCAGCCUGAGCGCCACACACAGUCCAGAGCCUCCUCCGCAGUCCCCAGUGAGUCGUAAUGGUUUCGACCCCCAGUCAGAUGUCUACAAGAUGCUUCAGGACUACGAAGAGCCCGUCUCUGCGCCCAAACAGUCUGGCUCCUUCAAAUACCUGCAGGAGAUCCUGGACGCUGAGGACGGAGGUUUGUCACCAACAGAAAGAAUGAGAAGCUUAAGAUCUCCGGUCAGGUCACCCAUACCAAAGCUGGGCAGCCCGAUCCCCAGCCCCAUGCCUGGUCUGCAGAAGCUCCCCCAGUGCUCACGCUGCUGCAACGGCAUCGUUGGCACAAUCGUAAAGGCCCGGGACAAACUCUACCACCCAGACUGCUUCAUGUGUGACGACUGCGGCAUCAACCUGAAGCAGAGAGGCUACUUCUUCAUUGAGGACAGUCUGUACUGCGAGACCCACGCCAAGGCCCGCGUCCAGCCGCCUGAGGGCUACGACGUGGUCGCCGUGUAUCCUAACUCCAAGGUGGAGCUGGUCUAAGAGGACGAGACUGGCUUCAUCUGUAGCAGAAACGGGGAAACCAAAAUCUAGUGGAGUGAGGAGCUGAGCGUCGUCACCAGCUGUGAUCAGGCUCUGUCGCGUAGGACUGCUGAUCUUGGAUCAGUUUCGCCUCCCUUGGUGGGGGGGAGUGGUGUGAAAUUUCCAUGAUCCCA
This is a messenger RNA of Poecilia latipinna (sailfin molly), 1435 nucleotides long. It is a transcript of the gene pdlim4, whose product is annotated as PDZ and LIM domain 4. Gene Ontology annotation, cellular component: Z disc; stress fiber; adherens junction. The record is from RefSeq and is a predicted model, not a curated record. Gene Ontology annotation, molecular function: muscle alpha-actinin binding; actin binding. Bases 168 to 1262 code for a protein of 364 amino acids. Lineage: Eukaryota; Metazoa; Chordata; Actinopteri; Cyprinodontiformes; Poeciliidae. Gene Ontology annotation, biological process: muscle structure development; actin cytoskeleton organization; heart development. The transcript is spliced from 7 exons.